Messenger RNA from Andrographis paniculata, 1682 nucleotides. Its product is annotated as serine/threonine protein phosphatase 2A 57 kDa regulatory subunit B' alpha isoform-like. The record is from RefSeq and is a predicted model, not a curated record. Gene Ontology annotation, biological process: signal transduction. The coding region runs from base 1 to 1431 and encodes 476 amino acids. The transcript is spliced from 2 exons. Lineage: Eukaryota; Viridiplantae; Streptophyta; Magnoliopsida; Lamiales; Acanthaceae. Gene Ontology annotation, cellular component: protein phosphatase type 2A complex. Gene Ontology annotation, molecular function: protein phosphatase regulator activity.
AUGUUCUACAAGAUAAUGAAGAGGAGCGGUCGGAAGAUCGCUAAACCUGAUGUUGAUUUUGGCAUCAAGCGCUCGGGGCGGAGCUCCUGCUUCGUCCCUGCCGCGGACGAUAUCGCAGUCAAUCACGCCUCUCGUAUCGCGACGUCCAAAGGUCUGCAUCGAAGGCAGCCGGAAGCUUCUCCAAUGGCGGAACCACCGACGCCUAUCGAAGACCUACCGUUGAUUCGAGACGCCUCAGGUACGGAGCGCCAGAAUUUAAUUCUCCGGAAGCUAAAGAUCUGUUGCGCACAAUUUGAUUUCUCAGAUUUCGCGAAAACGGCGAAGGAAAAGGAGAUUAAGCGUCAUACCUUGGUCGAUCUCAUCGAUUACAUUCAGUCCGAUUCCGGUAAAAUUUCGGAGGCGAAUCAACAGGAAUUGGUGAAAAUGAUUUCUCUGAACAUUUUCCGGUGCUUACCCCCUGGAUUUCACGAAAACAACUGCCCGGAAUAUCUAGACCUAGAGGAAGAAGAUCCUUAUUUCGAGCCUUUGUGGCCGCAUCUACAGCUUAUCUACGAACUUCUCUUCCGUUACGUCGUCUCCCCCAACACAGAUCCAAAGGUAGCUCGACAUUACAUUGACAGUUCCUUCAUUUCAAAGCUGCUUGAAUUGUUCGAAUCUGAUGAUCCAAGGGAGAGAGAGUAUUUGAAGACGAUUCUUCACAGGAUAUACGGCAAAUUCAUGGCGCAUAGGCCUUUUAUCAGGAAGGCUAUAAACAACAUCAUCUACAAAUUCAUAUACGAAACAAGGAGGCAUAGCGGAAUGGCAGAGCUAUUGGAGAUAUUAGGUAGCAUUGUUAAUGGCUUCGCAUUGCCGAUGAAGGAGGAGCAUCGACUGUUCCUCGUCCGCGCAUUGAUACCUCUGCACAAACCGAAGUCGGCAGUGAUGUAUCAUCCACAGUUGUCUUAUUGUGUUAGGCAGUUUGUCGAAAAGGAUUAUAGAUUAGCAGAAACUGUGAUCAUGGGGCUGUUGAAGCAAUGGCCAGUGACGAAUUCGCAGAAGGAAGUUCUGUUCCUCGGCGAGCUUGAGGAGGUGUUGGAAGGGACACAGGAUGUCGAAUUUCGCGCUUGCGCCGUUCCUCUUUUCAGACGGAUUGCUCGGUGCCUCGACAGCCACCAUUUUCAGGUUGUUGAAAGAGCGCUUUUUAUAUGGAAUAGUGACCGCAUCGCAAACCUAAUUCUCCAAAAUCGAACUAUAAUUCUUCCAAUCAUCUUCGACUCCUUGGAAAGGAACACCGAGUCCCAUUGGAACCAGGCCAUACACGGCCUAUCCGCCAAUGUUCAAAAUUUAUUUAUGGAACAUGAUCCCGACUUGUACCAAAAAUGCCGAGUGCAGCACACCACAAAUGAAAAACGAGAGUUACAAUGGCGAAGAUUAGCAUCAUUUGAAGCUUGAGGAGGAUAAAGAGCUUCGCAUGCACAUCUCGUUUAUAUAUUUUUUCUUACAGCCAAACGCACUGCGAAUGGAAAAUCAAUGGUAUAUAGUUUUCAUUUUAUAUUUGUCUUCAUGUGAAUGUCGAAAUAAUCUACCUUUUAUGAUUAUUUUUUUAUAUAUAUAUACAUAGUUUUAGUUACUAUUGACAAUACAUAAUAUUAUAUAAUUUAGAAAUUAGGUGAUGUGAUAGAGAGAGAAAUGUAUAUUUUAUU